AUGGAACCGCUCGACGCCGGAGCCGGGUUCGCCUCGGCCCAUCGCCCUACCCGACGUGCUGAGAUGGUUGGCAUCGCUGGCUACCCAGACGGCGACAAGAGCGACCAGUCUUCCGAUAAUGACACUCCAAUGUCCAUUGGCCUGGUUAGCGACGGCUCCGAACGCAAUCUGAACAGCUGUCCCGGCGAGAAGACGGCAACGCCCUCACUCAGCGCCGAUACGCCCAUCACCAAUGUCUACUUGACAUUUGAUACCGCGGUUCCUGCGGUCAACAUGACUUCGUCCUCUUGCGUCGACCAACUACCGGCACGACCAGAUCUCAGCCGCUAUGGCAACCCUACGAAGAUGCGCAAUGCUAGAAAAAACACCAUGCUCUUUCUAUCAUGUGUCGCGACAUGCCUGACCGCCUACACCGCUGGCGCGUAUUCACCCCCAGCAGACCUCUUGGCAGCAGAGUUUGGUGUAUCCAGGACCGCAGUCCUCACUGGCAUCACUCUCUUCACCGUCGGCUUUGCUAUUGCUCCCAUGAUUUUGGCACCCUUCUCCGAGGUCAACGGACGAUAUCCGGUUUUCGUGGUUUCUGGGAUCGUCUUCGUGAUCUUCCAGGCUGUCUGUGGGAUUGUCUCCAACCUUGGCGGUAUGCUGUUUGCGCGGUUCAUGUGCGGCGUGGGCGGCAGUGUUUUCAGCACCAUGAUUGGUGGGGUCAUUGCUGACCUUUGGGAAAAGGAAGAGAGAAAUACCCCGAUGGCUUUGUACAGUGGUGCUGUGCUCAUCGGCACCGGACUUGGCCCCCUGGAUUCUAGUCUGAUGCUGCACAGAUGGGGCCACGACGGCGUUGUAGGAAUCACGGCUAAGUGGAGAUGGGUCUUCUGGCACCAAGUCAUCGCUGACGCUGUUCUCGUCAUCGCCCUAACGGUCAUGUUCCACGAAAGCAGGGGCAGUGUCCUUCUGAGUAGGAAAGCAACGAAACUAAAUAAGUGGUACACCGCUCUAGAAGAGAAGGGGGUGUUUGGUGUCUGGGUGCGUGCUGAUGCGAAACCCGGUGAAGUGGCAUUCGAUCUUCGACCCUUAGUGCCCGAGGAUGAGGAGAAGACCAGUUCCACACCUUUCUUCUUCAACGACCAAAAUCGAGCGUACCACGGCUUCCGACUGCAGCGUAUACGUUGGCUGGUAAGAGAGGACGAACAGCGCGCUUCGCUGGUGACCAUGAUCACAGUAUCGCUGUUCCGACCAUUCCAUCUCCUAUUCACUGAGCCCGCUGUUUUCUUCUUCUCCCUGUGGGUGUCGUUCGCCUGGGCGGUUCUGUACCUCACUUUUGGUUCGAUCCCGCUGGUGUUCUCGCGCCAGUAUGGGUUCAACCAGCAGGAGUCGGGAUAUGUCUUCAUUGCAAUGAUUAUUGGCUCCAUUCUUGCGACUGCCAUGGGAGUCUAUCAGGAACGUUUGCUCAAGUAUCACAAAUGGCAACGCGAGGCAACGUCUGACAAUCCACCCAGCAAAUUCUGGUCAUUCAUGCGGCGUCGUUUCCCUGUGGAAGCUCCUGAAUCCCGCCUGUACUUCACCUGCAUAACCUCCAUUCUACUUCCUGCCGGACUAUAUCUCUUUGGCCUCUCGGCUGCGCCAGAUAUCCACUGGAUAGCACCUACCAUAGCCAUCUCGUUGGCUACUGUGGGCAUCUACACCAUAUACCUGGCUACGUUCAACUACCUAGCCGACAGCUACCAAACCUACGCAUCCUCAGCCCUGGCUGCUCAGUCCUUCUGCCGAAAUAUGCUUGGAGGCGCUUUCCCCCUGGUGGUAACCCCCUUGUUUGUCAACCUAGGCGAAAAGACUGCCGGUGGCCUUCUGGGUGCCAUCGCCACAGUUUUGACUCUCGUACCUUGGGCUCUGGCAAUCUACGGGGAGACAAUCAGGGGGAGGAGCAAAUUCGCGGUAGCUCUCCAACGCACUGGAUCGUAG
Molecule: messenger RNA, 1956 nt
Organism: Neoarthrinium moseri
Lineage: Eukaryota; Fungi; Ascomycota; Sordariomycetes; Amphisphaeriales; Apiosporaceae
Exons: 2
Coding region: 1-1956 (651 amino acids)
Biological process (GO): transmembrane transport
Molecular function (GO): transmembrane transporter activity
Source: RefSeq, a predicted model, not a curated record